Messenger RNA from Megalobrama amblycephala (Wuchang bream), 3223 nucleotides. RefSeq names its product zinc finger protein 862-like. The record is from RefSeq and is a predicted model, not a curated record. Gene Ontology annotation, molecular function: protein dimerization activity. Bases 1568 to 3163 code for a protein of 531 amino acids. Lineage: Eukaryota; Metazoa; Chordata; Actinopteri; Cypriniformes; Xenocyprididae. The transcript has 4 exons.
AGCAGUACAGUAUGGGUUCCGUGCUUGCCACCAGAUUUUAUGUUGAUUUUAGUUAUGGAUUCUGUUUUUGCGUUUUAGUUGAAUUAUAUUAUCUGUUUUUUUGUCUCAAUACCAUGGUUGGAAACAUUAUAGUGUAAUUUAAGUUUUGAAAGAGUUAAAACGGCUCGAUGUUGGUUGUAAAUUUGGUGCUAGUUUUACUGUACAGUAGCCAUACGACAGAGUGCCUAUAGUUUUCAAUGCCUUUAUUCAGGCCCCUUUAUGUUUCACAUUUUUAAUUGUGUUGUGGAUUUAAUUUUAAAUUGAUUAAUUUAUUUUCUGAUGGCACAUUAGACGAAACACAUCAUAAAAAAAAUAUGUUGUAAUAUCUGGUGGCAAGCAUGGAACCCAUACUGUACUGAUUAAAUUUGGCUGUAGAUUCAAUUUGUAUCAAGGUCGUUUUUAUUUCUCUUGGAUUUUUUUUAAUGACUUAAAGAUUCAAUUCUUAGAGCAUUUCAAAACAAGACAAAAAAACUCCAUUCCACUGAUAACGUUCAUAAUUUUAGACAAUUUAAGAAUUGUAGCUCUGAUCUACUAACCUUCCCAAAUGUGUUAUUACUGGUUAACUACAGGAUACUUAACUUUACCUCAAACAUAAUACAUACUUUUAACAGUAAGCUUACCAUGUAUACGUUUAAUUGGUUUGGUAAUUAUAAUUUUUUUUUUUUGUGUAUCUACUUGUGUGCUCUGUCGGGUUUAGGGUGGGUGUUUGUAAAAGCACUCUGUGACAACUUUGUUUUAAAGGGCUUUAUAAUAUAAAUUAGAUUGACUUUGAUAAGAGCAGCAAAAUCACAUUCAACGUACGGCUCUCAUGGGUCAUAAUCAGUAAAUGUAGCAACUGAAUUGUGUAAGAAUGAGUUAAAUGCAGUAUAUGAUUGUGGCAGUCUUGGAGGACUGAAAUGACUUGCAGUUGAAGAUUGCAUGUUGUUCAAGUUCUUUUUUGAAGUUAAGCUGAACUAACUUAUUAAACCACCCUAUUUUUAACAAACCAAUAUAACUUCCGGAAAUACCAUUAUGAAUUGGCCAGCUGGCCAUAUUAUGACCUUUCUUUGUCUGUAGAUUACACUGGUUUGUCCCCAGAUUGGACAUCCAUGUGUACUUAUUGAUACACUAGUUGGUCAGGGUUUUGUCCCCAGAUGGGACUUCCUGUUAAUGCCCAUAUAAGGAGUUGUCCCUGUGUCCCUGUGUCCCCACAUGUGUUAACCUGACCUGUCCCCAGAUUACCACCUACCCUUAUUUUAAUGAAUUAAUUACAUUUAAGAGAGGUAUUUAUUAAACUUUUUUUUUUUUUUUUGAUUUUUUGAUGUGUUUAUCUAGUCUCUAGGAUGUCAGGAAAGUGGUGUCCCCAAAAUGUAGUAAAUAACUGGUGCCCCCACGAGGCACCCCAAACAAGUAUGUGUGUGUGUGUACGUGCGUGCAUGCAUGUGUUAUUAAGCUAACUGUGAAUUGUCAUUGUUUCUGUAGGGUGGAUGAACAGAAAGGGUUAGCUGUAGGGAAGACAUACAGAAAUGCAAACCAAGCCCAAGUCUUCAUGCACUACAUAGCAGAGGUUGAAAGGAGGAAGGUAAAGGAGGAGAUAUCUGCCACCAAGUUCAUCUCCAUAAUGGCAGAUGGAUCCACAGACAGUAGUGUAAUGGAAGAAGAGUUGGUCUACACUAGAAUGAGCAGAGCAGGAAAAGUCAAGGUGCAGUUUGUGGGGAUCCAGGCAUUGAAAAAGGCAGAUGCAGCACAUAUAACAGAUGCAAUAUGCUCCCAGAUGUCUGCAGUCAGUGGUGGUGAGGAGGAAUGGAAGGAAAAGCUAGUUGCUUGUGGGACAGAUGGAGCGGCCGUUAUGACAGGAUCCAAGACAGGAGUUGUCAGCAGGCUUCGUGGGGAAAGGACGUACAUUUUAGGAGUCCACUGCAUGGCACACCGCCUUGAGUUGGCAUUUAAAGAUGUAAUGAAGACCAACAGUCAUUGUAGGAAAGUUGAGGACCUCUUGACUGGCCUGUUCACCCUCUAUCACAGGAGUCCACUGAACAGAGCCAAAUUAAAGGACAGUUUCUCAGUGCUAGGGAUAAAACCACUGAUGCCCACCAGAGUAGGAGGUACAAGGUGGGUCUCUCACCUAUUGAGGGCCUUGGACCAUUUCUUAAGGGGGUUUAAGGGGAUUGUUCAGCACCUUGAGCAGAUGCAGUCACCAGACGAUGAAGGGGUAAAUGCUGCUCAACAGAGCAAGGCACGAGGGUUCUACAAGCUGGUGACAGAUGGAGAUGCUCUUAAGUUCAGCAGUUUCCUGCAUGAUACGUUGACUCAUCUUAGCAACCUGUCAGUGAAAUUGCAGCAGUCAUGUUUAACAGUAGCUGACGUCCACAGUUGCCUGACUUCCACCCAGGCUGUGAUCCUCAAAUACAAAUACAGACCUGGACCGAUGCUGAGGAAGGUGUUGGAUUCCAACACUUACAUGGGUGUUAACCUGAGACAUAGUGACACCAGCCACAUGAUGGCUAACAAAGACAAACUUCUGGACAAGCUGUCCGACAGCAUGGACAACAGAUUUGGGGAUGUGGAGUCUGGAAUCCUGAGCGAUACAAAGAUAGUGAGCUUCCAACAAUGGCCUGAUCCAGAAAACAGUGCAGACUUUGGUGAUUCAGAAGUGGACAGGCUCACAAGUCACUUCAAGCCGAUAUUGAUCUCUUCUGGAGUUGAUGUCGGUCUGAUUGCAGACCAGUGGACCAUCAUCAAGUCCUGCCUCUACAAGGAGCCACAGACACUGGAGAAAAUCACCUGGGCUGAAGUUAACAGGAUGCUGAGGGAGACAUGCCCUGACUUCCUGGACCUUGUGGAUCUGGUGUUAUGCAUGCCUGCAUCAACAGCAGACUGUGAGCGUGGGUUUAAUGUAAUGAAGAUGGUGAAGUCUGAUUGGCGGUCCAGUCUCAAAUGUGAGACACUGUCUGACCUGCUCUUUGUCCAUCUGUCCUCCCCCUCAAUCAAAGACUUUGACCCUAGCACAGCAGUUGAGAUGCCAGCAGCAUACGGUCAAGGAGACCAGACCUCAUGGAAGAUGCAGCUGCAGCAGAGGUGGAGGAAGAGGAGUGCAUCUGCUCCUUUUUUGUGGACUCAGAUUAGCAGCAGUCAGUAUAUAUGACUAUGACAUAUGAAUAUGUCUGUGUGACAGCAAAUCAAUAAAUUAAAAAGAUUAAAAAAA